Molecule: messenger RNA, 270 nt
Organism: Exophiala aquamarina CBS 119918
Lineage: Eukaryota; Fungi; Ascomycota; Eurotiomycetes; Chaetothyriales; Herpotrichiellaceae
Product: MFS transporter, SP family, general alpha glucoside:H+ symporter
Exons: 2
Coding region: 1-270 (89 amino acids)
Source: RefSeq, a predicted model, not a curated record
AUGAUUGGGCUUAAUGCAUGGGACUGGGGUGCCAAAACCGGAUUCUUCUGGGCUGGUGCCUGCUUCAUCCUUUGCACUUGGACUUAUUUCCGCCUCCCAGAGGCCAAAGGUCGUACGUACGGUGAACUUGAUGUCCUCUUUGAGCACAAGGUCAGCGCCAGAAAGUUCCACAAGACCAAGGUCGAUCAAUUUGCCGGCGAGCAUACCGAGAUCGUCCAGGAGACUUCUGACAGUGAUGUUGAGAAGACAUUACAUGAGCACAGAGGAUAA